Messenger RNA from Gopherus evgoodei (Goodes thornscrub tortoise), 2093 nucleotides. RefSeq names its product myotubularin related protein 14 (gene MTMR14). The transcript is spliced from 19 exons. NCBI's taxonomy places the organism in Eukaryota, Metazoa, Chordata, Testudines, Testudinidae. The coding region runs from base 1 to 1899 and encodes 632 amino acids. Gene Ontology annotation, biological process: dephosphorylation. Gene Ontology annotation, molecular function: phosphatidylinositol-3-phosphate phosphatase activity. The record is from RefSeq and is a predicted model, not a curated record.
AUGGCGGGGGCCCGGGGCUGGCCCCAGGCGGGCAGCGGGGAGCGGGCUCUGGCCGAGCUGCUGCUCGCGUUCUCUCGGGCGCAGUAUCGGGCCAAGGACGGGGGCGGCGGCGGGGCCGGGAGCAGCGCGAAGGUGGAGAGGAUUGAGAAGCGCUGCUUGGAGCUGUUUGGCAGGGACUAUUGCUACAGCCUGAUCCAGAAUGUGAAUGGGGAAAUUUGUGGCCACUAUCCUCGGCAGAUUGUCUUCCUAGAGUACGAGAGCACUGACAGGGAGCGGAACAUGUUUGAGAGCACUGUGCAGGUCAGCAAACUGCAGGACCUCAUCAACCGCAGUAAAAUGGCCAGAUGUAGAGGACGAUUUGUCUGCCCAGUCAUUCUGUACAAGGGAAAGCAUGUUUGUAGGUCAGCGACCCUGGCUGGAUGGGGGGAACUGUAUGGACGUACUGGGUACAACUACAUUUUCUCAGGGGGCUCUGACGAUGCAUGGGCUGAUACCGAAGACCUUUCAGAAGAAGAUUCGGCGUUCAGGAAUGCAGAUUCCCAGUUGUUUGACAAGGUCCGAGGACAUGACAUCAAGCUGCUUCGAUACCUGUCUAUCAGAUAUAUCUGUGACCUAAUGGUGGAGAACAAGAAAGUGAAGUUUGGCUUAAAUGUGACGUCUUCCGAAAAAGUGGACAAAGCUCAGCGCUAUGCUGAUUUUACUCUCCUCUCCAUCCCAUAUCCAGGCUGUGAAUUUUUUAAGGAGUACAAAGACCGGGAUUACAGAGCUGAGGGUCUCGUAUUUAACUGGAAGCAGGAUUACGUAGAUGCUCCAUUAAGUAUCCCAGUGUCUCUGGCUCGGUCUUUGAACAUUGACUGGAGUGAGUACCAGAGCUGGGACCUGGUGCAACAGACACAGAACUACCUGAAGCUGCUGAUCUCACUCAUCAAUGGGGACGAUGACAGUGGGCUCCUGGUACACUGUAUAUCCGGCUGGGACCGAACCCCUCUCUUUGUCGCCCUCCUGCGCCUCUCCUUGUGGGCCGAUGGGCUUAUCCAUGCCUCGCUGGAGCCUGCAGAGAUUCUUUACCUGACAGUGGCCUAUGACUGGUUCCUUUUUGGGCACAUGUUGGUUGAUCGGCUCAGUAAAGGAGAAGAGAUUUUCUUUUUCUGUUUCAAUUUUCUGAAGCACAUCAGCUCUGAGGAGUUCUCUGCUGUGAAGCUGCAGAGGAGGAAGAGCCUGCUGCCUGGCUUCCCGGUGGAAGAAAUCUGCACGCCCAAGCAGAGGGAUCGGGGCAGCACCACGAGCCUGAGCAGUGACUUCUCCCUAGUGCUGGAGAGUUCACCAGGAGCAGCUGGGAGCUUCACCUCUGAGGCUGUGGAGCUGAUGCCAGCUGGCGCACAGACCCAGGCCGCUUGGAAGAAGAGCCGCACAUCCUGUCCCCAAACAGUGCUCUGGAGUUGGACCCCACAGCCUGAAGACAGACCGCCUUACCAUGAAGCAAAGUCCUCUAGCUCCUCCUCAAACCAUUCUGACAUCUUCCUGAGGGUUGGAAGCAGCCCACUGGAGGUCCCGAAACCCAGAUCAGUGGACCACUCCCUGCCUGGAUCCUCCGUUUCUUCAGACUUUGGCAGCUGGCAGAUGGUAACAGGGUGUGGCAGUAUUCAGGAGCAUGCAAUCCUGAGCACAGACGCCGCUCUCCCUGGCAGCUUCCCGGAUGAGCUCCCUAGCAGUCGCCUGCUGGUGCCAGUGGCAGGCCGCGAGUCCCGGCUGGAGGAGGUGCGCUCUGCUUUCCUAGCCACCUACAGCAGCACCAUUGGCCUGAAGGCUGUGGCAUCCAGCCCCUCUGGAGCCCUUGGGGGCCUGCUGGAGCAGUUUGCACGGGGUGUUGGACUGAGAGGAAGCAGUAGCACCCUCUGAACAUGUUGCACACCUUGGACUGGCUCCUAUGUGUGUCCAGCUGCUGAAGGAAGCUAAAAGCCAUGCGAGUGCCAGAGCUGCCCCGUGGGUUUGUCCUGCAGCUGGGGCCUGGCCCAGAGCCAGCAGGGGCUCCUCCCCCAUGCCAGCCCUGACUGGCUGUGACAGAUCUUUUCAGUAAAGGCAUCUGCACCACU